UAUGCACAUUUUCAUACACACCAACCCGUUAAUAUUUCUCGCCACGAAAGAGGAAAUUUCCCUUCUUUUUUUUUCAUUUUGUGAACCCAUUUCACACCAUGGUCUCCGAGUUGAGCCAAUCGAAAAAUGUCUGCGUGAUCGGGGCAGGACCGUCAGGGCUAGUGGCGGCGAGAGAGCUGAGGAAAGAAGGUCAUAGGGUGGUGGUUUUGGAGCAAAAACACGAUGUUGGUGGACAAUGGUUGUAUGAACCAAAUGUAGAGAAAGAAGAUCGUUUAGGGAGGAACAAGUUCUUAGAAGUGCAUAGUAGUAUUUAUGCGUCUCUUAGAUUAGUAUCCCCUAGGGAGAUCAUGGGUUACACAGAUUUCCCAUUCAUGGUGAAGAAAGGUAGAGAUAUGAGGAGAUUUCCCGGCCAUAAGGAACUUUGGUUAUAUCUUAAGGAUUUUUGUGAUCACUUUGAUUUAAGGAAGAUGAUAAGGUUUAAUACUAGAGUAGAGUAUGCAGGAAUAUUGGAUUAUGGCGAGUUUAAAGAAGAUUUGAAAUGGGUUGUAAAGAGUAGAGAAGAAAACAAUGGAAAAAAAGAAGUGGAAGAGGUUUUUGAUGCGGUGGUUGUCGCUACUGGUCAUUACUCUCAUCCUAGGAUGCCUACCAUUAAAGGGAUGGAUACAUGGAAGAGGAAGCAUAUGCACAGUCACAUUUACAGGGUUCCAGAGCCAUUUCGCAAUGAGGUAGUUGUGGUUGUGGGGAAUUCACUAAGUGGGCAAGAUAUAUCUAUGGAGCUGGUACAAGUAGCAAAGGACGUUCACCUCAGUGCCAAAUCCCUUGAGAUCACACCCGGUUUAUCCAAAGUCAUCUCCCAUCAUGAAAACUUGCAUCUUCGUCCACAGAUAGAAUUCCUUGAAGAAGAUGGGAGGGUGGUAUUUGCAGAUGGGUCUCAGGUCAUUGCCGACACCAUCUUAUACUGCACAGGGUAUACGUACACAUUCCCAUUUCUUGACACUAAAGGAAUAGUGAGUGUGGAAGAUGGUAAAGUGGGACCUUUGUAUGAGCACACCUUCCCUCCAUCGCUUGCUCCCUCUCUGUCCUUUAUAGGCAUACCUAGAAAGAUCAUAGGGUUCCCUUUCUUUGAAUCACAAGCAAAAUGGAUAGCUCAACUGCUGUCUGGGAAAAGAAAGCUUCCAUCAUGGGAUGAGAUGAUGCUUGCCAUUAAGGAGUUUUAUCAAUCAAGGGAUGCUGCUGGCAUUCCUAAGCACAACACUCAUGAUAUUGCAGAUUUUGAGUAUUGUGACAGAUAUGCAGAUCAUGUUGGAUUCCCUCGCUUAGAAGAAUGGAGGAAACAGCUCUGCAUAUCGGCCUUAGUAAAUGCUGAUGCCAACCUGGAGACAUACAGGGACUCCUGGGAUGACCAUGAUUUGCUUCAAGAGGCUCUUCAAAGUCCUCAUUUCACUCAACAACUUGGGGUUCAAGAUUUUACUAUCUAGACUUUCCUUUUUUUUUUUUUGGGGUUUUGUUUGGACCACUCUUUUUAAUAUCAAUCUGUCUGUCUGUUUAUGAUUCAUUGUUUAAGGUGGAGGGGAAAAAAUUUGAGGGGGAUUGCUAUAGGGUAUUGGAGAAAAGAUAUUCAAUCAUAAUUGUUUUCCAAUCAAUUUUGGCGAAGUAUGGUUCAAGAGUAUCUAUAUACAACUCUGCUUCUGUUUUU
This is a messenger RNA of Hevea brasiliensis (rubber tree), 1696 nucleotides long. Its product is annotated as flavin-containing monooxygenase FMO GS-OX-like 9. Gene Ontology annotation, molecular function: NADP binding; N,N-dimethylaniline monooxygenase activity; flavin adenine dinucleotide binding. The transcript is spliced from 7 exons. The record is from RefSeq and is a predicted model, not a curated record. NCBI's taxonomy places the organism in Eukaryota, Viridiplantae, Streptophyta, Magnoliopsida, Malpighiales, Euphorbiaceae. The coding region runs from base 99 to 1478 and encodes 459 amino acids.